UCUCUGGGAGCGACGGGCCUCCGGGCUCUCGCGAGAACGGCGAGAGGGGCGGGGGCGCUAAGAGGCGGAGAGCUCGUAACCAGGGCGACGGGACGGGGGCGGGGCGCAGGCCCUACGCUCUCGGAUGCUCACCUGACUGCGCAUCCACGUCGCAGGUCCCCAGGUUGAGGAUGGAAGAACCACAAGAGAUUUCCUCCACCAAUGACAGCUGUGUAGGUGACAUAGUUAUAGAAAAAUACCUGGUUGAGUCGAAGGAGCCCGCAUCCCACGUGCAGCUUGCUUGCGGUGUGCAGCACUGUGCCUUCCCGUUAGAUGGAAACCAGCUUUGCAUAUGGAACACCGAGGACCCUUCUCACCAGCGUCUAAUCCUCAGAGGGCACCAGCAGCCAAUUACUGCUGUGGCGUUUGGAAACACAGCGAAUCCGCUUCUAAUCUGUUCUGCAUCACAAGACUGUGUUAUAAUGUGGAACCUGGAUGAAUGCAGAGAGAAAGUGCUUGAAGGGCUGACUCCUCGAGGGACGGUCAUGCGCACCCUUCUGGGGAAGGUGCUCUGUUUAAGGUUUUGUCCGGAUGAUCGGGUGGUUGCGGCAUGUGCCGGAAACAAAAUACUGGUGCUGGAUGUGGAGAGCCUGUCGACAUCAGCCGAGCUGGAGGGCCACCGGGGCGCCGUGACUGCCGCUGAGUUCUGUGCUUGGCGAGUACGAGUGCUCGUCUCGGUGUCUGAGGACAGAAGCUUUAAGGUUUGGGACCAUCGUCUGGGAUCAUUAAUAUACAGCUCGUCAGUGUUAACAGCCUCCCCUCUCCUGAGUCUGUUCAUCGAUGAAGACAGUCGGCAGCUGGUUACGGGGUCUGCUGAUGGCCAGCUUUGGAUCGUCAGUUUGGGUGAAAGUCAUCAUUAUCGUUGUGUGACACAUGUGGACCUGAAGAAAAAGAUCGACAGUUUCUCCACCAGGAGGGUUGAGUCCCAGCUCUGCAGCCUGCCAGAAGAGAGUCAGCUUCCCUCUACAGAUGGACUGGAGAGAGGAGGAGAGAUUGAAGUAGAACUUCCUGUCCUGAGUCUGGCACCUUGCGCUCUCUCGCUUGUCCCGAGUUCUGAACGUGGGUUUGUUUCUUCUGAGAAUGCCAGCUGCUUGUGGAUCGGAAGCUCAGCUGGUUUGUUCAUAUUUAACUUGGCAAACUUUGAACUGGAAGCAGUUUUACGUUACAAGGAUUUUAGGAACCUCAGCAUUCAAGUUGCUGGAUCGUGUGCAGUGAUGGGCAAAACCGGGAAUCACACGGCCUUCUGCUUGCUCACGUCCUUGUUCGGAAGUCAGGUCGCCAUGUUGGAGAUCCGCCUGGCCGGUCUGGUGAGGUCUCUGCCACGCCCCAACGUUGGGAAGGAUCUCUCAGUGCUGCCUCGCUCUGGUGUCUUACCGACCUCUCCACUCUACUUUGCUCUUGUUGAGGAAAAAAGUACCAAGCCGGCUAGUCAAAAACAAUCGGCCAUGCGGAGUGUCGUAAAGGACCAGCCCCUGGUUUUCCACAGCAGAGUCAGGUCCUCUGGGUACACGUCUGCCCCGCAUGUAACCAUGUUUUUACCAAAGACUAAUAUCAAGAAUAAUGGUAAAAGAUCUUCAAAAUGCAAGAACAAUUACAAAUGUAAGGAGUACCCCUCAGAGAGCCCUCUGCCAACCAGACUCAGCAAGCAGCUCGCUGUAGCCGGCGACCCCACAGCCGUGUGCUGCCUUCAGUUUUCAGAUGAUGGACGGCGGCUGGCCUGUGGCCUAGCCAACCACUUGUCACUGGUCUUUGAUGCCGAUCUUUCCGGGAAACCUGCUGUUUUUUCAGGUCACGACGGGGCAGUGAGCACCGUGUGCUGGAGCCACGACGGCAGGUGGCUACUGUCCACGUCCCAGGACGGGACGCUGAGGGUGUGGUCGGCUCGCAGGACGGAACUCGCCUUGUGUCUGGGUGAAGGCAUGUUUCCUAGGCCCGUACAAUCCGCACAGUUUUACUACAUAGACGCCUUCAUAUUGUCGUCGUCCGGCCCUGAAUUCCAGCUGCUCAAGUACCACGUGGACACCUGCAAGGACGACCUGAGAAGAUAUAAACAGAAGAGCAGGUGCAAAGCCGUGUUCAGCCUCCGCAUGACGGAUGCGGUGGAGAUGACCAGCUUCUCGGCAGUAAAUGACUUCUACUCCUACAUCGUGCUGACCGCCGGCCGGAACAGGACGUUGGAAGUUUUCGACCUCAACGUGGGCCGCAGUGCCGCCCUGAUAGCAGGAGCCCAUUCGCGGCCUGUCCACCAGAUCUGUCAAAAUAAAGGAUCGUCAUUUACGAGCCAGCAGUCUCAGGUCUAUAAUCUUUUUGCAACCACCGCCGUCGGUGAUGGGAUGAGACUGUGGGACUUGCGGACCCUGAGGUGUGAGCGCCGUUUCGAAGGUCAUCCGAGCCGCUGCUAUCCAUGCCGGAUCGCUUUUAGCCCCUGUGGACGAUACGUGGCCUGUGGUGCUGAGGACAGACACGUGUACGUGUAUGAAAUGGGCUCCAGCACCUUUUCUCACAGGCUGGCAGGACACACGGACACAGUCACGGCAGUGGCCUUCAACCCGUCCGCCCCACAGCUUGCCACAGCCACCCUGGACGGCAAACUUCAGCUGUUUCUGGCCGAAUAAGCGCUGACCUGUGGGCUGGGCUGGGGCCACUGGGAGCAGCAGAGUGAGGACCGAGCACCCGGCCAGGGCAGGACUGGAUUCAGGCGUCCUUUUUCUCCAGCUGCUCCGCUGCGUCCACACCACACUCACGUUCGUAGUCAUUUCUGCUCCUCAAAAGGGAUCCCCGUUAUCGGGAAAAAUGGAAGUAGCAUCCAGUACUCCCGCACAGAAUUUGGUAAAGUUGAAACAGAAUGUUCUUCAAUAAAACAGAACCUAGUGUUUGUUUCACGA
Equus quagga is the source of this 2924-nucleotide messenger RNA. RefSeq names its product WD repeat domain 27 (gene WDR27). The record is from RefSeq and is a predicted model, not a curated record. NCBI's taxonomy places the organism in Eukaryota, Metazoa, Chordata, Mammalia, Perissodactyla, Equidae. Bases 171 to 2654 code for a protein of 827 amino acids. Gene Ontology annotation, molecular function: protein binding. The transcript is spliced from 25 exons.